This is a messenger RNA of Myotis daubentonii (Daubenton's bat), 743 nucleotides long. RefSeq names its product C-X9-C motif containing 2 (gene CMC2). NCBI's taxonomy places the organism in Eukaryota, Metazoa, Chordata, Mammalia, Chiroptera, Vespertilionidae. The record is from RefSeq and is a predicted model, not a curated record. Gene Ontology annotation, cellular component: mitochondrion.
CCCAGCGGGUCAGCUGUGGAGGGCGUAGGAGCGUUCUCCUUGCGGACGGACCGGCUCUGGCGCCCCGGCCAGCGGGACUUGGGGUGAGGCGUGCUCGCUGGUGAAUUCCGCUCCAGCUCUUCAGGUGUGGCCGUGAGGCGAUUCUUAGGAAUGUAAUUUCCAAAUCUUAUGGUUGCUCUGCUGUGCUCCAUCACCUCCUAAAGAUGCAUCCUGACUUAUCUCCACACUUGCACACUGAAGAAUGCAACGUCUUGAUUAACUUACUUAAGGAAUGUCACAAAAAUCACAGCAUUCUGAAAUUUUUUGGUCAUUGCAAUGAUCUUGAUCGGGAGAUGAGAAAAUGCUUGAAGAAGGAGUACAUGGAAAAGAGGACCAAGAGCAGGGAGCUUGGCAAUGCGAUGCGAAAGAGACUUUCAAAUCCUCCAGAGGAAUCUGAAACAUAAAUUAUAUUAUCACUGGAUGCCUUGGCUGAGAGAAGAUCUGAAGACUCUUGGUUGAUAAAACCAAAAGAAUUCUAUCUCAUUUGGUCUCCAGAAUCUUUUGAAUAGCAAGUGACCCAUGAGAAAUCGAGGCAUGGAGAAAUACAGAAACCCUGGAUUCAGAAUAUUUUUGGGGCAGAGCCUUUAGUACUCUGAUUCCUUUACCAACACACCUGACUUUUAAUAUGUUUCUUUCCUUUGCCUGCAGCCAUUUAACACUUGAGUAAUUUAUCACCCUCAAUAAAAUAAUUGAUUUUUAGCAUA